This is a messenger RNA of Cryptococcus amylolentus CBS 6039, 1612 nucleotides long. RefSeq lists its product as hypothetical. The record is from RefSeq and is a predicted model, not a curated record. The coding region runs from base 41 to 1165 and encodes 374 amino acids. Gene Ontology annotation, biological process: 3'-UTR-mediated mRNA stabilization. Gene Ontology annotation, cellular component: cytoplasm; nucleus. Gene Ontology annotation, molecular function: mRNA 3'-UTR AU-rich region binding. NCBI's taxonomy places the organism in Eukaryota, Fungi, Basidiomycota, Tremellomycetes, Tremellales, Cryptococcaceae. The transcript is spliced from 3 exons.
CCCCUCUACUCGCCCCCAUCCACCCACCCCACAUCCCGCCAUGGCCGACCCCGCCCCCCAAGACGCCAACCUCUCCCCCAAGGCGGCCGCCCAGGACUUCAACCAGAGCGAGCACCAGACCUCCGAGCACCAGCUCUCCCUCCGCUCCCUCGUCUCGACCAAGGAGGCUGGUAUCAUCAUUGGCAAGGCUGGUGCCACCAUCGCUCAGAUCCGAAACGACACCGACACCAAGGCCGGCGUCUCCAAGGUCGUCCAGGGUGUGCAAGACCGAGUCUUGAGCGUGACCGGUGACCUCGAAGCUGUCUCCAGCGCCUACGCCGAGGUCGCCCGUCUCUUGCUCGAGACUCCCCUCUCCGACUCUUCUCUCCCUCCUCCUCCUGUCGGCUCCUUCACCUCCAUCCGCCUCCUCAUUUCCCACAACCUCAUGGGCACCGUGAUCGGCCGCUCUGGCUUGAAGAUCAAGCAGAUCCAAGACCAGUCUGGCGCCAGGAUGGUUGCCUCCAAGGAGAUGCUUCCCCAGUCUACUGAGCGUGUUGUCGAAGUUCAGGGUUCUGUCGAUGCCAUCAAAACUGCUGUCCUCGAGAUCGGCAAGUGCUUGCUCGAGGACUGGGAGCGAGGAGCGGGUACCGUGCUCUACCAUCCCGGAGCUGCGGGCGAUGCUGGUGUCCUUGCUGGAGGACUCGGUGCCCAGGCUGUGACUGGAAGCACUGGUGGUAUCAGGAGGACUUCUGUUGCUGCUGGUUUCGGCGGCGUCCCCGGUGGCGGUGCCCCUGCUGGGUUUACCGACAGGAGAGUGUCUCGAGGUUCGAUCUCUGGGCCUUCUGGUGCUCCCGCUGAGCGAAGGCAAAGCGAAGCGCCCCAGAUCAACCUCAACGACCCCAACCUCCGUACCCAAAACAUCUCUAUCCCCUCCGACAUGGUUGGUUGCAUCAUCGGUCGAGGCGGCUCCAAGAUCACCGAGAUCCGACGACUUUCUGGCUCUCGUAUCUCUAUUGCCAAGGUCCCUCACGACGAGACUGGUGAACGUAUGUUUACCAUCCAAGGUACCCCCGAGGCGACCGAGCGUGCUUUGAUGCUGCUCUACUCUCAGCUCGAGUCUGAGAAGGAGAGGCGUGUCAACGGCGCUGCCGCCCAGGAUGGUUCCCCCUCCGGCGACUUUGCUUAAUUGCAUUGUCCCACUCCAAAUCUUGCCCCUUCCGCCCGUCUUUCACCCUUCCGUCCGUCUCUCUCCCAAACCAAUAAAUAAAACCACAUUCCAACCCCCUGUGCUUUCCGCCUCUUUACCUUUUUCAUUGCCCUUACCCUUCUCUUCUACCCUCCUCUCAUUGUAACAAUCUUUCGCCCACGGCGCUUCUUUUUCAUUUCAUUCUGCCAGGCUUCUCGGUUACGCGAGAUGCUUGCUGUGGAUGGGGGCUUAUACAAGUUGUUGAAUCAUCCGGAUAGAUGGGGGAGGAGGUGAAGGAAACAAUGAAGGAAUGUGUACAUAUAAAGAAGGUUUCCAUCUAUGCUCUUUCGUUUUGGGCUGUUAUUUUUUAUCUCUCCAUGGAAGGGGAUGUAUAUCUACUAGCUGUAUACCCUGCGACGAACGUGCAUGAACAAGUGUGGCAGCGAA